AUGUCCGUAUCAGCCUACAUCGCCGCUUUCGGCAGGGCACCGCCGGCCACAUAUGCGCUCGGCGCCGGCCUCAUCGUUACGUCAUCCCUGUUCUUCGGCAACGUCGGGCUCAGCCUCGUCGGGCCUCUGCCCAUCGUCAGGGACCAGCUGGGCACGAGCUCAUUGAGCGCGAAGCAGAAAGUGAGAGUGUGGAGGCUCUUCUUUGACGGGGCUACGGCCAUCUCGGCGGUGGGGGGGUAUCAGACAUACGUCAUCGUCGGUACCGGAUUGACGGCGGCGUUGCACCUCGCGGCCUUCGCCUGGGGAGAUUCGCCCGUUUCCCGGAGGCUCGCCAUCAUGUCCGCGCUCUGCAGCAUCGCCGCCAUGCCCUACACCGCCAUGGUCAUCAUGCCGACCAACAAGGCUCUGAUCACGCUGGACGACAAGGUCGCGCUCUCCGAGCAGGACAGGAGAAAGUCUGGCAAGUUGAUUGAGAAGUGGGACCGCCUGCACAGGGUUCGGUAUCUGAUGUAUGGCGGCGCGUGGCUCUGCGGCCUCGCCGCUUUCACGGCUGCCCUUUCGGUGGAGGCGUAG
Messenger RNA from Colletotrichum graminicola M1.001, 573 nucleotides. RefSeq lists its product as uncharacterized. The record is from RefSeq and is a predicted model, not a curated record. NCBI's taxonomy places the organism in Eukaryota, Fungi, Ascomycota, Sordariomycetes, Glomerellales, Glomerellaceae. The transcript is spliced from 2 exons. Bases 1 to 573 code for a protein of 190 amino acids.